CAAACAUGCACGUGACGCUGGAGGAGGAAGGCGAGAGGGAGCACGCCGUAGGGGGCGGGACGGGUCCGAGGAAUUGAGUAUACACCCCGCUAGUCAUGAGCAGCCGCGACCACCUGUUCAAGGUGCUGGUGGUGGGGGACGCCGCAGUGGGCAAGACGUCGCUGGUGCAGCGAUAUUCCCAGGACAGCUUCAGCAAACACUACAAGUCCACGGUGGGAGUGGAUUUUGCCCUGAAGGUUCUCCAGUGGUCUGACUCAGAAAUGGUACGGCUCCAGCUGUGGGAUAUUGCAGGGCAGGAACGCUUCACCUCUAUGACACGACUAUAUUAUAGAGAUGCUUCUGCCUGUGUUAUUAUGUUUGACGUUACCAAUGCCACUACCUUCAGUAACAGCCAGAGAUGGAAACAGGACCUGGACAGCAAACUCACACUGCCCAAUGGAGAGCCUGUGCCUUGCCUGCUCCUGGCCAAUAAGUGUGAUCUGUCACCUUGGGCAGUGAGCCGGGACCAGAUUGAUCGAUUCAGUAAAGAGAAUGGUUUCACAGGUUGGACAGAAACAUCAGUCAAGGAGAACAAAAAUAUUAAUGAGGCCAUGAGAGUCCUCAUUGAAAAGAUGAUGAGCAAUACCAGAGAAGAUAUCAUGUCUUUGUCCACCCAUGGAGACUACAUCAAUCUACAAACCAAGUCCUCCUCCAGCUGGGCCUGCUGCUAGUAUUGUUUGGUUUGUUUUCCAUGCCAAUUCUAAGAGGUCUUUCCAUCUCUUUCCUUUGGUUGCCCACCAGCAGUUUGUUAAUUACAUUUGAACUGUCUCCUGCCAACUAUCCAGUAAGGAGGCCCAUUGUCACUGAGAAGAGACACCUGGGACCCAUGUGCAUUUCUCCAUUUCCUGGAUGUUGGCUUUGACUUGCUGCUAUCUCAUAGGACCCAGUUAGUGCCUUCUGUAUACGAAAGAUCAUCUCGUCCCUCAAUUUGUGAUCUGGAAUUUUGUGGAAAGGAUUAGAAAUCAGCAUCUGUAUUUUUAAGAUUAUAAUUCUCACUUUUUUUUUUUUUCUGAGACAGGGUCUUACUCUGUCACACUGGGUACAGUGGCAUCAGUCUGGCUCACAGCAACCUCAAACUCCUGGGCUCAAAUGAUAGUCCUACAUCAGCCUCCCAAGUAGCUGGGACUACAGGCACAUGCCACCACACCCAGCUAAUUUUUUGCAAUUUUUGGUAGAGACAGGGUUUCACUCAGACUAAUUCUCACCUACUUAUAAGAUAAUUUUUCCAUCUGAUGUACAUUGAUAGCAUCACUUUAGAUUGAGAGGAAAAUGCCAUCAAAUGUUAUUUCCCAAAAUUCCUUAUGGCCACUGCUUUCAGAUUCUGUCUUAGAAUUUAAACAUCUACUAAUUCUGGGAUGCAGAAGGAGGGGGUCUGGACAUCUGUGGAUUUGGGGCUACUCGAGGUGACACAAAAAUCACUAUUUUUAAGACUUCUGAAGUUAUAAAUAACCUUCUCUUUGCUUCAAGAAUAGUCAGGGUUUUAAACUAUUUUGUACAAUGAGAGCAUUUUCUUCCACAAAGAAUUUAACCCUCAUAUUAGAGUUGUCUAGUGUCUCCCCACCAGUGGAGUGGGUUUGAAGGUUUCUGGGUUGAUGUCUUGAUGCAUAAUGCUGCUGGUGACAUCAGCUGGCUGUGGGGCUCUGAAGUAAGUCUGUUCCUUGAAGCUUUGGGAAUCUGAAUGGAAGAGGAAAAGGGAGCUGUUAACAGAGAAUUUAGCAGAGCAACUUUAUGAGCACUUAGCCAUAGGAAACAAAUAUUACAUGCAGGCCUUACCUUAGGGGAGGAGAGUGGAUAGACAGAAAAUCAUUAGGUAAUUUAACCACUAAAUUGGGAUUUUUAGUAUCAAAUCACUUGCUGGCAGUUUAAUUGGCUAGAUUCUCUCUAGGCUGAUAAUUUAUAACUACCCAAAGUUAUGAACAUCCUUAGAGACCUGAAGUUUUUGAUAGACCUUAAAUAAGUGUCCUUAGUCAGUAGUUCCCAAAUCUGGCUAAUCAAAACUACCUAGGAAAUUUGUUAAAAUUUUUAAAAUUGUUUUAAAAUUUGGGAAGGGGAUCCCAACUUCAAACCUGCUGAAUCAAAAUUUCUAGAGGAUGAAGCCUCAGAAUGUGGUGGGUGAUGUUCUCAAAAUUUCGUAGAUAAUUCUAAUCUGCCUGGUUUGGAAACUUGCUGGAAAACUUGGUUAAGCUCCAGAGACCCAGUCAAGCCUGGUGGCUUAUGCCUGUAAUCCUCUAACCUUGGGAGGUCAUGGUGGGAGGACUGCUUGAGGCCAGAAGUUCAAGAUCAGCCUGUGCCUCUUGGCAAGACCCCAUCUCAACAAAAAAAAAUUUAAAAAUUAGCUGGGCAUGUUGGCAUGCCUGUAAUCCCAGCUACUCAGGAUGCUGGGGCAGAAGGAUCACUUAAGGAAGAAGUUGCAAUGAGCUGUGAUGAUACCCCUGUACUCUAUCCUGGGUAAUAGAGUGAGACCCUGUCUCAAAAAAAUACAUAAAAAUAUAGAGACUCGGGCCAUUCCUAUUUAAAUGAUCCUGCCCUUCUGUAUGCUCUGUUACCUUUCCAUAAUCCUGAAACACACCACCAGACUUUGAAAAUUGCUGUCCUAAGACAGAAAUCAGAGGCCAAAUAUCAGAGAAAAGAGGGCCAAGCCUUCAGUGGUGGUUGCUUUCUUAAUGCCAGUUAUUAUAACUGCAGUCUUUUGAGACCUUCUAGUUGUCUAAUGUAUUGGCAUUUGGGGGCAGAUUUUUGGUUAAAAUGUUUCUGGAAAAAAUAGAGUAGCAAAUUUCAUUUAUGUGAAGAGAUAGUUUCUUUUCCAUUGGCUUGAACCCUUGCAAAAAUCACAAAAUGAAUGGGGACCAAGUCUUGUAUUUAUGGUAGUUGUUGGCCUUUAAUGUGAGUUUGUAAAAGUACUAUUCUAUACUGAUAGUUCAAGAGUAUUAUAGAAACAUAGACUUUAUUUUUUAAAAGCCUUCUUUUAAAAUAAAGGUAAAUAUUCUGUUUAUCUGUUAAUUUACUAGUAUCAGUUGCUUAGAUCCAGCUGCCUAGUACCAAUUCUGUACUUGAUGUAACAUCCCAAAUACUGCUUGGAGAUGGGGACUUUUGUAAAAAUUAAAUAUACUUUCUUUUCCCAUUUGCUGACUCAGUAUUUACCUGCUUCUUCAAGCAUUCUGAAUUUCGUCUCCCAGUUGGUGAACAUUACAGGCCUAAAACUAGUUAAAGAAGGAAUUGAAAUAUAACUAAUUCUUCUCUAUGCUCUUAUCUGUAAAGCAAAGCAGUUAAUAUGAGGAAAAA
Molecule: messenger RNA, 3321 nt
Organism: Nycticebus coucang (slow loris)
Lineage: Eukaryota; Metazoa; Chordata; Mammalia; Primates; Lorisidae
Gene: RAB29
Product: RAB29, member RAS oncogene family
Exons: 6
Coding region: 96-710 (204 amino acids)
Biological process (GO): vesicle-mediated transport
Cellular component (GO): vesicle; trans-Golgi network; Golgi apparatus
Molecular function (GO): GTP binding; GTPase activity
Source: RefSeq, a predicted model, not a curated record